Molecule: messenger RNA, 1097 nt
Organism: Helianthus annuus (common sunflower)
Lineage: Eukaryota; Viridiplantae; Streptophyta; Magnoliopsida; Asterales; Asteraceae
Product: probable CCR4-associated factor 1 homolog 11
Exons: 1
Coding region: 208-999 (263 amino acids)
Cellular component (GO): CCR4-NOT complex; P-body; CCR4-NOT core complex
Molecular function (GO): nucleic acid binding; poly(A)-specific ribonuclease activity
Source: RefSeq, a predicted model, not a curated record
UAAUACAGUAACAUUAAAAAGGGAAACCACAUGUAAUACCUUGCAGAAAACCCCCCAAAUUAGUCACCACCUCUUUUCCCCCUUUUAUAAAUCACCAAGAACCCUAAUUUCCAAAACCCCCAAAUCACAAUACCAACCUCUCAAUUCCCCCAAAUCUUGAUCACCAAACACAAAUCAAACAGUUCUGGGCCUCGAUUUCACUCUCCAAUGCCGAUUGUGAUCCGAUCCGUGUGGAGUCACAACCUGGAGUCCGAAUUUGACCUAAUCAACUCACUUAUCAACUAUUAUCCAUACGUUUCAAUGGAUACAGAGUUUCCAGGAGUCGUUUUCCGCUCUAAUUACCAGGUUUUUCAUCACCAAAACCCCAACGAAUGUUACAAUCUGCUCAAAUUAAACGUUGACGCGUUGAAAUUGAUUCAAGUUGGGUUGACUUUGACCGAUUUUCGCGGGAAUUUACCAGAAUUUGGUAAUAAUAAGUACAUAUGGGAGUUCAAUUUCAAGGAUUUUGACCCGUCACGUGACAAGCACGCGUCUGAAUCCAUUGACCUGUUGAAGCGUCAAGGCAUUGACUUUGAGAAGAAUUUAAACGAGGGAAUUCGCACAGUGAAAUUUGCUGAGAUGAUGAUGUCAUCCGGGUUGGUGUUUAAUGAGAAUGUGAGAUGGGUGAGUUUUCACAGUGCGUAUGAUUUCGGGUACUUGGUUAAGGCGUUAACGGGUCGGGUAUUGCCCGAUGAGUUAAGCGGGUUUGUUGAGGUUAUGAAGUUGUUGUUUGGGGAGAAUGUGUAUGAUGUGAAGCAUAUUAUGAGGUAUUGUGAUGGGUUGUAUGGUGGGUUGGAUCGGGUGGCUAAGAGUCUUGAAGUGGAGCGGGUCGUUGGGAAGUGUCAUCAGGCGGGUUCGGAUAGUUUGCUGACGUGGCAUGUGUUUGAGAAGAUUAAGGAGCGUUGUGUCGGUGGACCUGAGAAGUAUGCUGGUGUUCUUUAUGGGUUAGAGGUUGUUUGAAAGGUUUAGUGGUGGGUAGGUUUUGAGAUUGUUGGAUUUGUAGCAGAUUAAUGGAUGUAAAUGUGUUGACUUGUUAAUAUCAGUUUAAUCUUUUGGUA